GUCGUCCUCGGUGAUGGCGGUACGUUGAGUUCGCCAUAAUCUCGGUUUUAUUUCGUUUUUGGUUUGCGCGAACAAAACACACUGUUAGCUGGUUGCAGCACAUAAGAACGAACUUGUCGUUGUGGUCUGACUUGAAAGCAUAGAUCAGGAUGACUAACGAGGAACCUCUUCCGAAAAAGGUCCGCCUUAGUGAAUCUGACAUGAAAACCCUGACUAGAGAGGAGCUUUGUACAAGGUGGAAACAACACGAAGCCUAUGUCCAGCAGCUUGAGGCAAAAUAUGCAGAUCUAAAUUCCAACGAUGUGACUGGUCUAAAAGAGUCAGAAGAGAAGCUAAAGCAGCAACAGCAGGAGUCUGCACGCAGAGAGAACAUUCUGGUGAUGAGACUAGCCACAAAGGAACAGGAAAUGCAGGAAUGCACAACUCAAAUCCAGUACUUGAAGCAAGUCCAGCAACCCAGUGUGGCUCAACUUAGAUCAUCCAUGGUGGACCCAGCCAUCAACUUAUUUUUCCUCAAAACGAAGGCUGAACUGGAACAGACUAAAGACAAACUGGAGCAAGCCCAAAAUGAACUGAGUGCCUGGAAAUUUACACCUGAUAGCCAGACUGGUAAGAAGCUGAUGGCCAAGUGUCGCAUGCUGAUCCAAGAGAACCAGGAGCUGGGUAGGCAGCUGUCGCAGGGUCGCAUCGCCCAGCUAGAGGCUGAACUCGCCCUACAGAAGAAAUACAGUGAGGAACUGAAAAGCAGCCAAGACGAGUUAAAUGACUUCAUUAUUCAGUUGGAUGAGGAGGUGGAAGGCAUGCAGAGUACCAUCCUGGUUCUCCAGCAACAGCUGAAAGAGACCAGGCAGCAGCUGUCUCAGCACACCCCGGCCACAUCGAGCAGUGUGGGUCCCAGCAGGACUUCCCCCUCUUCUCCUGGCAUGGCAGAGCUGCCCACUCCAGCGGAGUCAGUCCCAGUGGGCAGCUCCAGCGGGGCACAAGACUGCAGUCACGUCUUUAACGGCCCCUCCAACGGCAACUCUUCUCAGAGAGCCACAUCUAGCUCUGGCCCAUAUCGGGAGGGUAGCAGCGCUUAUGAGGACUAUCCAGCAUCACCCUCUGCCUCAAGCCCUACCCAUGGAAGUGGACCUAAACUCUCCAACCACUCGGAGGGUGCGGCGAGCCAGGACACUGGGGAAGCCUAUGGGACUCAGCUGAGUACAGGUUACGAGAGCGUGGACUCACCAACAGGCAGUGAAGCAUCAAUGACUCAACACUCAAACGAUACAGACUCCAAUGCUGAUUCCCAUGAGGCUGCUGCCGUCUCCAAGAGCAACAGGACAACACGUCACACUGCUCACAAUGGACUGGACUCUGCUGCAGCUGCUGCUGCAACUGCCUCGAACUCCUCCACAGGGUCUGUUUUGUAAUGUUGUUUAAAUGAUGUUGAGGUUUUUUUUGUUUUGUUUUGUUUUUUUUGUAUACUCAUGGCAAACAAAAUAAGCCACAUUUUUAGGUUUUGUUUGGAUUAAAAAUCAGAAAUACAUUUUUUUUAACCACUUCCAGUCAUAACUGUUUUGGAAUAUUUCAGAAGACUGAUUACGUUCAGCAGUACGCUAGAAGAAGUGCAUGAGAAUUAAUAUUUCAUGUUCUUUUAAGGUUUUAAAAUUUGCUUUCCAUUAGGCUUCAAAAUGAUUUACAUACCUGUACAUAAUUUGCUUACUCACUAAAACAUGCCAUUCAGCAGUUUUUGUUGUACUAUGUUUAAUUAUGUUAAAAAGCUGCAAGUGGUUUACUCACUUGCCGUGAUACUUGAUGUUAAACUUUUAAAAGGGUUUGGUUCACCCCCAUGGAAAGAGAAGAUUUUGUUACAUUCGUGAGUAACUUUUCUGAGAUGUAUCUUGUUGGAUUCAUAUUCUGAUUUCAAUGCAUUUCAUGUACUGACCAAAUAUCAAUAAAGACUUUUAAUAUGA
This is a messenger RNA of Trichomycterus rosablanca, 1955 nucleotides long. It is a transcript of the gene wtap, whose product is annotated as WT1 associated protein. The transcript is spliced from 8 exons. The record is from RefSeq and is a predicted model, not a curated record. Gene Ontology annotation, biological process: regulation of alternative mRNA splicing, via spliceosome. NCBI's taxonomy places the organism in Eukaryota, Metazoa, Chordata, Actinopteri, Siluriformes, Trichomycteridae. The coding region runs from base 150 to 1412 and encodes 420 amino acids. Gene Ontology annotation, cellular component: nucleus.